UUUUUUUUUUCACAAAGGCAUGGCGACAGUCUUAAGGUUUAAUAAGAGAUGGAUACUUUUAAUAGGGAGUUUAUUAGUAUUUAUCUUGACCUGCGGAAUAUUCGGACUGUUUAGAAAGGCAGCAUCACCGGCACCACCACUUCCGUUUAUCGAUUCCCGAUUGUAUUGGCCUACACCUAUAGAGCAGGCCAUAUGUCGACCUAAAAUCUAUGUAUAUAAACCACCCAGCACCUUUCAAGUACCCACCAGUAUUCAACAAGGUAGAUGCCACGAGUCCAACUACAAUUCCGAGAUUAUCUUGCACAACCAAUUGACCGAUCCUUCAAGUCCUAUAUAUAAACAUUAUGUUACUGAAAACCCAGAGGAGGCCGAUUUCUUUUUUAUCCCAUUUUUCGGUGCUUGUUAUCUUUACAACUGUUGGGCCGAAAGUGGUUGGAAAUGGGACGAGCGUUGUGAGGUCGAUACCAAAUAUGUUGCUCCCAUGAUGGACAUGGUCAUGAACGAGUUCCCUUAUUGGAAAAGAAAGGGAGGUAAAGAUCACAUCAUGAUUCAUCCGAUGGAUCAAACAUUUACCUAUUACCAAAACAACGAACUGUUUCAGCCCGCCAUAUUCUUAAAGACCGUAGGAGACAAACGAGAGAAAUGGAUGCACCGUCAUAGAUAUCACAGAGACAUUGUCAUUCCCUCAACAACACGCAUGAUUCAUCAUCUUCGAGCUAAUCCUCUUGAUUACCUGCAUCCACACAAUGGUCAACCCAAAAAAGGUAAACGAGAUAUUUUUGUUCUCUUCCAAGGGUGUUGUCCCGACGUCAAACCCGAAGCUGAAUAUUCCAAUGGUAUUCGUUCCUUGUUCUUUCAAUAUUUCUCUCAUUAUUCUGGCUAUGAAAUCGGAAAUGUCAUUUCGGAUCAUGAAUACAUUGAAAAGCUAUCUCGCUCGAAAUACGGUCUUAGUCCGAUGGGAUGGACCUUGGAUACAACUCGAAUUUGGGAAUUUAUGGCCUUUGGUGUCGUCCCUGUAGUCAUUGCGGAUGGUAUCAUUGAACCCUUUGAAUUUGAUGUGGACUGGGAUUCGUUUAUUGUUCGAGUGCGUCGUGAUGAAGUCCAUCGACUGGAUGAAAUAUUGAGGGGGAUUGAUGAGGAGACCUACCAAUACAAGCGUCAAAAGUUAUGGGAAUAUGGUCGUCGUGUUGGUAUAGAAAUGGAUGCCUGGCAUUUCAUUGCCCGUGAAUUGUGUCGUAUGGCGGAUAUUCAUGCUCCUGUCAACCUAGAAUUGGGCUACUAAAAAAAAAAAAGAAAACUCUAUAUUCACAUAUAUAUAUAUUUAUAAUAAUAAUAAUAAAAAAUAAAAAUUGCUAAUGU
This is a messenger RNA of Mucor mucedo, 1359 nucleotides long. Its product is annotated as exostosin family-domain-containing protein. The transcript has a single exon. The coding region runs from base 20 to 1282 and encodes 420 amino acids. NCBI's taxonomy places the organism in Eukaryota, Fungi, Mucoromycota, Mucoromycetes, Mucorales, Mucoraceae. Gene Ontology annotation, molecular function: glycosyltransferase activity. The record is from RefSeq and is a predicted model, not a curated record.